AUGUCAAGUUCCAAGUCAGAGGAUUACAAGGUGGGGGCUUAUAUAGGAUAUCGAAUGGAGGAGCUGGGAGUCAGCGAUUACUUCGUUGUACCUGGAGACACCAACCUGACCCUCCUCGACAGUCUCCUGGAAAACCCACGUCUUCGGAUGGUAGAAUGCUGCAACGAGCUGAACACGGGAUACGCUGCAGAUGGUUAUGCGCGUGCGUCGGAAUGUAAAACAGCAGUGGCUGUCAUUCCAUACAUCGUCGGCGGUUUAUCUAUCCUGAAUGCUAUAUCGGGUGCUUGCUCAGAACGACUUAAGGUCAUCGUUAUCUCGGGCUGUCCACCUACUAGCGUGUUGACCAGCAGUAAACCGACGCACCAUACGCCGUCGCCGACGAAUAAGGACGUGGCCCUCCACGCCUUUCAAGGAGUGACGGCUGCGUCAGUACGCGUCAACACUGCUGAAUCCGCGACAGAUGUGAUUGAUAAUGCCAUAAUUAAAUGUAUUCAACAAUCACUCCCGGUAUACAUCGAACUGCCGAACGACAUUGCCGGCGCACCAUGCCCUUUCCCAAUACCUUUCACCCGGAAAGUUGAGGAAGCGACCCAGCUGAACAGAAAUGGCGAGGCACUAGAAGCUGUAACAGAUCUGUGGAACUCUUCUCACAGACCAGUACUACUUCUCGGAAGUCAGGCACGGGUGUCGCUUCCGCGAGAUAUUGUCCAACGUCUUUCCGAAAAGCUCGGCUGCCCGGUGUUGUGCCAACCGGACGGACGUUGGCUAUCGGAAUCCCACCCACAGUAUUGGUGCACCUUUUGGCCUGGCUUACUCAACCCCGAAGGAGAGAAGCUUGUCUUGGAUUCUGAUCUUUGGCUAGCCAUCGGAGUCUCCUGGUCGGACUUACAUACUCACUCCAUCGACCCAAAGGAGGAGAACCACCGUUUGAUCGCUCUACAACACGACGGAGUUGAGUUACCAGAGGAUAAAGUGAUUAGCCCGGUAAACCUCAGAGAGUUGGUCUCAGCGAUGAUCGACAGCAACAUUAUUCGCCGAAGCGAAUCUCUGCCCAGCUCUAAGCCGAGCCACCCCGCUGGCAUCCAGACUGAAAUCAAAACUUCCGACGAUGCAUUGACAGUGCGAAGUUUGCUAUCAGGUGUCCAAGCUAUGCUGCAAGAGAACUCCAAACUGGUUGUGGAUACAGGCGACACGUGGUUUGCUGCGAGCCACGUUGAGCUGCCAGAUGGGGUGGAUAUCUACAUGCAACUUCCCUACGCAUCGAUCGGAUGGAGCGUGCCAGCUACUCUUGGCGCUCAAGUAGCUCAUCCUCAUGGUCGCGUUGUUCUCAUGGUAGGUGAUGGUGCAUUUCAAAUGACGGCCCAAGAGAUAAGCACGAUGGUACGGAUGAAGUUGAAUCCGAUCAUUUUCCUGUUCAAUAAUCUUGGAUACAAGACCGAGACCGCAGUGCACGAAGGCUCAUACAAUUAUAUCGCUAAUUGGGACUAUACCAAGCUAGCCACCUCGUUCCUCGACAAGCCCCAUGCACACCCCCCUAGCCCGUAUGCAACAGACAAGCCAGGUGAUGAUGAAAUGCCCGUGUUUGCCGAGAAGGUCCGUACACAGGCCGACCUCCUGCGGGCGAUGGAGAGAGUUUCUGCAGAGAGUGACAAGCUUGCGUUCCUGGAGUGUUGUAUCCAACCAGACAAUAUGACUCCAGAGCUGCGAGCUUUGGGAGAGAAGGUGUCAAAGGGGGUUUCGAAAUAA
Molecule: messenger RNA, 1746 nt
Organism: Aspergillus oryzae RIB40
Lineage: Eukaryota; Fungi; Ascomycota; Eurotiomycetes; Eurotiales; Aspergillaceae
Exons: 3
Coding region: 1-1746 (581 amino acids)
Molecular function (GO): magnesium ion binding; thiamine pyrophosphate binding; carboxy-lyase activity
Source: RefSeq, a predicted model, not a curated record